AUGAGGCUGCGUAUGGAGCCGGCGGCGGCGGCCGUACCGGGCAACCUCUCCCGCGGCGGCGGAGGCAAUGAGAGCGGCGGCGCGGCGGCGGCAGCGGGGGCCACGGCGGGGUGGUCUGCGGCGGCGCUGGCCUCGCAGGCUCUGGCGCUGCUGCUCAUCUUCGCCCUCUCGGCUCUGGGCAACGGGGCUGUGGUGCUGGUGAUCGCCCGGCACCGUCAGCUUCGCACGGUCACCAAUGCCUUCGUGCUGUCGCUGUCGCUGUCGGAGCUGCUGGGCGCCCUGCUCUGCCUGCCCCUGGCUUUCCUCAGUCUGCUCAGCCGCCCUCCCGGCGCCUGGCUUUUCGGCCAGCGCCUCUGCCUGGCCAGCGCCGCCCUCCACGCCGGGCUGGGCAUCGCCGCCACCCUCACCAUGGCCCUCCUCUCCUUCGACCGCUACUGCGCCAUCGUCCGCCAGCCCCGACACAAGAUGGGCCGCCGUCGUGCCGCUCAGCUCCUGGCUGCUGUCUGGCUAGUUGCCCUGGCCCUGGCCGGACCCUGGUACGGGCUGGCAGGUGAGGGGCAGCGGGAGGCCCGGUCCGGAGCCUACCGCUGUGUCUACGUGCUGCCUUGGGGCUCCUCCCGGCUGGGGCCACCCUACGGUGCAGCCCUCAUCAUCCUCUGCUACCUCCUGCCCUUCGCCCUCAUGUGCUUCUGUCACUACAACAUCUGCCGGGCAGUGCGGCUGGCCGAGAGCCGCGUGCGGCCCCUCACAACCUAUGGGAACCUGCUGCGGGCCUACGGGGAGAUGCGCACAGCCACCACUGUCCUCAUCAUGAUCGUCUCCAUCAUCUGCUGCUGGGGUCCUUACUGCAUCCUGGGGCUGGCCGCGGCCGCUGGCCACCUGCCCUUCUCGCCCACCAUGGACGCCGUAGCCAGUGGGAUGGCCUGGGCCAACGGAGCAAUCAACCCCCUCAUCUAUGCCGCCCGCAACCCCAACAUCUCUGUGCUGCUGCGGCGCAGCCGUGAGGGUGGCUACAGGACUAGGAACAAUGUGGCAGCCUACCUCUCGGUGCCAGGUCGCCUGCCAUUGUCCAGAAGCCAGGCUGACCGUGUCCGGGAGCGCUACAUCAACCGGCACAGUGGCCCCCCAGGCAGUGCCCCAUCCUCUUCCAGCCCAGGGAGUGGGGGAGAGGUGGCCAUGUGGGCCUGCAAGAACCCUGCUGUACUCUUCUGUCGGGAUGGGCAACCGGACACCAUCUCCGAGGCCGCCUUGCAGGCCAAAACAGACACUGUUGAUACCAGCCUCUGA
Molecule: messenger RNA, 1287 nt
Organism: Indicator indicator
Lineage: Eukaryota; Metazoa; Chordata; Aves; Piciformes; Indicatoridae
Gene: GPR135
Product: G protein-coupled receptor 135
Exons: 1
Coding region: 1-1287 (428 amino acids)
Biological process (GO): G protein-coupled receptor signaling pathway
Cellular component (GO): membrane
Molecular function (GO): G protein-coupled receptor activity
Source: RefSeq, a predicted model, not a curated record